AUGGCUCAGAUUCCCAACCUAGAGAAUGCUCCCGUCAAUCUCACAUCCAUCAGGGAACACUCGCAAAAAGAGCUCAUCAACAUCCUCAAGAAUGUUAGAGGAAAAAAGUGUUUGGUCAUUGAUCCCAAGCUUGGAGACUCUCUCUCGCUUAUCAUACAGUCAUCAAUUCUCAAGGAGCAAGGGGUUGAGUUGCGGCAUCUUUCGGCUGACCCAAUUCAAAGUGACUGUACAAAAAUUGUUUUCCUUGUGCGCUCUCAGCCGGAUUUGAUGAGAUUCAUAUGCUCUAAUGUUCACGAUGAUGUAUCUAAAGGACUACAGAGAGAAUAUCAUGUUUAUUUUGUCCCCCGUCGCACUGUUGUUUGUGAGAAAGUCCUUGAGGAUGAGAAAUUACAUGAUAUGUUUACAAUAGGGGAAUAUCCAUUGUAUUUGUUGCCAAUGGAUGAGGAUGUGCUAUCGUUUGAACUUGGUCUUUCUUAUAAAGAAUGCCUGGUUGAUGGCGAUGCAAGCUCACUUUGGCAUAUUGCAAAGGCCAUUCACAAACUUGAGUUUUCUUUUGGAGUGAUACCAAAUGUGCGGGCAAAAGGAAAAGCAUCUGUGCGUAUUGCAGACAUCCUAAAUCGAAUGCAGGCUGAAGAGCCGGUUAACUCAUCUGAUAUGGUUAUGCCAGAGAUAAAUACAGUAAUCCUCUUGGAUAGAGAGGUGGAUAUGGUUACUCCUUUGUGUUCCCAACUAACGUAUGAGGGGCUACUUGACGAGUUUCUUCACAUCAACAAUGGUUCUGUUGAGAUUGAUGGAUCUAUUUUGGGUCUUCCACAAGAUGAAAAAAAAACUAAAGUCCCACUUAAUUCAAGUGACAAGCUUUUUAAGGAGAUACGGGAUCUCAACUUUGAAGUUGUAGUCCAGAUUUUGCGUCAAAAAGCAACAUCCAUGAAGCAAGACUACACAGAUAUGACAACAACAACGCAGUCGGUUUCUGAGUUGAAGGACUUCGUGAAAAAGCUGAACUCAUUGCCAGAGAUGACUAGGCACAUAAAUCUUGCUCAGCAUCUAUCAACAUUCACAUCAAAGCCAACUUUUCUCGGGCAGCUUGAUAUGGAGCAUACAAUUAUUGAGGCCCAAAGUUAUGACAUAUGCUUUGAGUAUAUUGAAGAAUUGAUCCAUAAGCAGGAGUCAAGAAGCAAUUGGCUUACUAUAAAACGUACUCUGGAGCUUGUGGUUGAAGACACUGAUACAGCCAACCCCAAUGAUAUUGCUUACGUCUUCUCCGGAUAUGCACCACUUAGCAUUCGUCUUGUCCAGCAUGCCAUUCGAUCUGGAUGGCGCCCUGUUGAAGAAAUUUUGAAACUGCUGCCUGGACCUCAUUUGGAAACUAGAAGGGGAGGGUUCUCAAACAGCCUAUCAUUUGACACUUUAUCAGGGAUUCCAACCAGCAUGGCAAAAGUACCUGAUGGAAGGCGUGCCCUGGUCCUUGUUGUCUUUGUUGGGGGUAUUACUCCUGGAGGCAUGCCUCCAUUUUCAAAGUCCAUAUUGGAGGAAGGAGCUGCCAUUAAGGCAUUUAAGCUUGUUGAAAAAGGCGUCUUUCAAGAACAGGGAAUUAUUAAACUUUUACAGUUCCCAGGCUCCGAUAACACUGAUCCUGGCCAUGUUCUGAGCUUAAUCUCCACUGCUAAAAUACUUCGACAUUGCAGUAAUAAAUCAAAUCCUGCAGUCAGAAGUUUUUUGACGGAUGCACUACGACACGAUGGAUUGAAUGCUUCUGCUUGGUAUAAUCUUCGCCAAGAGUUUCGGAGGUUGGGAGGAUUCAAAUUCUGCAUUAUGAUAAUCCUGCAUCAAAUGAAGUCUGUUCCCGGCUCAGCUCGGCUUGUUUGUGAAAGACGUAGGAAUGCCGCAUCUUGGUUUUAA
Molecule: messenger RNA, 1902 nt
Organism: Lathyrus sativus (Indian pea)
Lineage: Eukaryota; Viridiplantae; Streptophyta; Magnoliopsida; Fabales; Fabaceae
Source: the annotation of a GenBank genome assembly